Messenger RNA from Sphenostylis stenocarpa, 558 nucleotides. Lineage: Eukaryota; Viridiplantae; Streptophyta; Magnoliopsida; Fabales; Fabaceae. The record is from the annotation of a GenBank genome assembly.
AUGGUAAAAGCAUAUAGACAGGAACACGUCUACAAGCACCCUUGGGAACGUGUAACUUGUGCAUCUUGGCGCAAGUUUGCUGAUCCUGAGAACAAACGCAUAUUAUCCCAUAUUCUUGAUGUUGACACAUUGAACCAUAGUAUUGACCCUUCAUCAGGGAAGCUUUACACAACUCGUGCCAUCACGAUCCAUUGUCCUGGACCGUGGUUUGUUCGCAGAAUUGUUGGUCAGGAUAUUUGUCACUGUGUGGAAUCCACUGUUGUGGAUGCACAGUCGCGCUCCAUGCAACUAACCUCCCGGAAUAUCAGCCUCCGGAAGUUCAUAGAAGUGGAAGAGAAGAUCCGGUAUGAUCCACAUCCGGAUAACCCAACCUGUUGGACGGUUUGCCAGCAGGAGACUAGUAUCAGGAUUAAGCCAUUGUCGGCUCUGGCAUCCAUGGCUGAAAAGGUGGAGCAGCGAUGUGCUGAAAGGUUUCUUCAGAAUAGUGUCAAGGGUAGAGAGGUAAUGGAGAGGAUAUGUAAAUAUCUUGAAGCAGAAUCUAGUGGUCUGGCCUUGUGA